GCCGUCGGCGGCCCGUGGCCGGAACGCGCUGCGGGGAGGGGCGGAGCGAGCGGGCGGGAGCGCGCGCUGGGCCCGCCUCGGCCGCCGCCGCCGCCGCCGCUGCCGGGGAAUAAUCUGGGCGGCAGCGGGCGGCCCCGGCCAGCAGCCACGAGCCACUUCUGCGGCUGCCGAGCAGAGCGGAGGUCGCCGGUCUCGUGUCGUCCCCCUCUCCGCCCCCCAGGAGGGGCGAGAGGGAGCCGAGGCUGAUGUCAGGAGAGCCGCCGGGCUGCCGCGUCGCGCCAGCGCCCAGCGAGCCGGAGCCUUGCGCAAGUGCUGGGGGACUGCCUCUGAGCUCUCUGGAUCAUCAGAAAUACAUUUUCGGGAAAUGGCCUCUAAAUCUUGGCUGAAUAUUUUAACCUUCCUUUGUGGAUCAGCAGUCGGAUUCGUUUUAUGCUCUCAGCUACUUAGUAUUUUGUUGGAAGAACAGAAGGACAUCCAACCUAGUAUUCUUCAUAAUGAUCCUCACGCUAGGCAUUCAGAUGACAGCGAACAGAAUCAUCUACAAGGACAGAUGAACUUCGAUGCAGAUGCCAGCCAACAUAAAGACGAGAACACUGACAUCGCUGAAAAGCUCUAUCAGAAGGUUAAAAUUCUUUGCUGGGUAAUGACAGGGCCUCAAAAUCUAGAGAAAAAGGCUAAACAUGUCAAAGCUACAUGGGCCCAGCGUUGCAAUAAAGUGUUGUUUAUGAGUUCAGAAGAAAACAAGGACUUCCCUGCUGUGGGAUUAAAAACCAGAGAAGGCAGAGACCAACUGUACUGGAAAACGAUUAAAGCCUUUCAGUAUGUUCAUGAUCAUUAUUUAGACGAUGCUGAUUGGUUUAUGAAAGCAGAUGAUGAUACUUACGUUAUACUGGAUAACUUGAGAUGGCUUCUCUCAAAAUACAACCCUGAAGAACCCAUUUACUUUGGGAGAAGAUUUAAGCCCUAUGUAAAGCAGGGCUACAUGAGUGGAGGAGCAGGAUAUGUCCUGAGCAAAGAAGCUUUGAAGAGAUUUGUUGAGGCGUUUAAAACAGACAAAUGUACGCACAGUUCCUCCAUCGAAGAUUUAGCACUGGGGAGAUGCAUGGAAAUUAUAAAUGUAGAAGCAGGAGAUUCCAGAGAUACCACUGGAAAAGAAACUUUUCAUCCUUUUGUACCAGAACACCACUUAAUCAAGGGUUAUCUGCCAAGAACCUUUUGGUACUGGAAUUAUAACUAUUAUCCUCCUGUAGAGGGUCCUGGUUGCUGUUCCGAUCUUGCAGUUUCUUUUCACUAUGUUGAUCCUACAACUAUGUAUGAGUUAGAAUACCUCGUUUAUCAUCUUCGUCCGUAUGGUUAUUUAUACAGAUAUCAACCUGCCUUACCUGAGAAGAUGCUAAAGGAAGUAAGUCAGAUAUACAAAAAUGAAGAUAAAAAAGUAAAUCAGGAGCCCUUGAAAGAAAAACAUAAAUGAAAAGAGGUAAAAUGUCUAGCAUUGCACUGAAGAAGAACUUCUCCAUUUCUGAUAUAGAACACUGGAACCCCAGUGAGGAAUUCUUUCCAAGUGAACAUUCCAUAUUAGAAACCUUUCGUAUGAAUGACUGUAAACUGAAGCUUUAAGUGCGCUGUGAAGUCUGUUAAAAUGUGUUUUGAUACAGUAAUAUAUAUAUGUAUAAGAAAAACUUGUGUUUUUAAAAUGGUGACCAGGCAGAGGGACUAGAAAAGAGAUUCGUUGCCUAUUCCUGACCACAUGUAUUAUUUUCACUGGGAAAUUAAAAGUUAAACUUGCUAAAACUACACUGCACCAUGUUAGUAACUCUCACACGAUGCUAAACAGAUCUGCCUUAAAGAAAAUUUAGAAGGAAAUAUUGUUGCUCAGUGUUGUCUGUAGACUCAGAACAUGAGUUUAUAUUUGCAGUAUGAUAUAAAUGAACCAACCACCCCCUGACACACACACGAACAGUUUUUGUCUAAUGAAAAUUUGCUGUGACUAUUUAUAAUUGGUAGUAUUUCUUCCAGAAGAAGGUAGAAUAAGAAUGGCACUUGUCCUGAAGUGCAUUAAUAAAACCACGUUUUGAAAUUAUCAUGGGCCUUGACUGUAUUAUAUACUUCACUCUAAUUAAUAGUUAAUCUUCUGCAGAGUCCCCGCUGUCCCUUCUAAAUGUGCUUAACCAUUCUCAAAUGCCAUUCUGAACUAUUAAUAUUUAUUUACUGAAAGCAUUAAUAGCAUUCAAUAAACAUGCAUUUUUAAGUAUUUUAUUCCUAGUUUUACCCAUUGUUAAUUAUGGGUAGCUAAUGAUAGUAAAUUUAAUGCUAUUUGGAGAUGCAUUUCUUAUAAUAGUGCUAUUCUCAGGAAUCACUAAGUUACAUUUUUAACUGAUUAUUUAAAACUCUGUCCAACUACAUAAUUAUAGUUCCUUUCUUUCUCAUUCUGUUGAGAGUUGAGAACUUGUUUGUGCCUUUCAUAACUUGUUUAAAGCAGAGGUUUGAGAUUCAUUUUUAGGUUCUGAGGUGGCUGUUAGUUACACUGGCUAAAUAAUUUGUAAGAUUUUGACCAGAGUUAAUUAAAAACAGUAAAAAAUGCAGAAUGCUUAAACAAACUGAAAUGUGUCAAAUAUUAAAAGACUAAAUACUUAAUUUAUGAAUAACACUGAAUUUUGAUGCUGACUUCCUUGAGGAUGAUUGUUUUUGUCAAUGGACAGUUGGAACAAAGCAGAAUACCCAUUCAAGACUGUCAUCAAAAACACAUAAAUGUUUCAUUCUAAUUUUGGUGACCCUCUAUUUAAAGAAUUUCUGGAAGGAAAGAAAAUGUUAAAUUUUAGUUGUUUUUAGCAAUUAUCAUCUGAGUGUAUCAUAACAGAAUACACCUCCUAUAUGAUUAUCUUAAAUGUUACAAAUAAUUUACAUUUCUCUUAUGUUUUAUCAUAAUGCUAAUUUUAUGUGGCUGUUAUGCCAUUGAUUCUGCUGCUUAGCUAAAUAUUUUAUAUUUAUUGUGCCAAAAUAUAUCAAAACCGAGACCUCUUUGCAUUGUGUAUUUGAGAGGAUGUUCAUCCUAGUGGCUAAUGAUGGAUUACUCUGUCAACAUAGUGAAAACUUACACUAGUUUUUACCUAUUAAAUUUUUUUUUGUUAUUUUCUUGGUGAUAUCAGCUGCCAAACUUUCAAGGCAUUCUAUUUUUUGAGCAACUCUUUACCUUGCUAUGAAUAUGAAUUUACUUGCUGUCCAUAUACACUACUUUUCUGUACUAGAAUUAUAAAUUGUUUACCAUAAACAUCCAAAAACCUUAAAAUUGACUCGUACAAAAUCAGCAUUGUGAUGAAUCCUGGGGUCUGGAGUCAGACCACCUGGGUUUAAAUUCUUGUUCCAUCACUAGUUUUGUAGCCUUGAGCAAUUUACUUAAUCCUAACUCUGUGCCUCAAUUUCCUCAUCUGUAGACUAGGGACAGGAAUACUACCUACCUCACAGGAUUUUUAUGAGGAUUAAAUGAGUGAAUAUGUGUAUGACUUUUAAGAACACUGUUUGUCCCAGAGUAUGGAAUGCUAAGUGUAAAGUUUUCUUAUUAUUCUUUACCUUGGAGUAUAAAUAUUUAUUUUAAAUGAAUGAGAAAUCUGCUUUAAUCAAAUCAUAUAUUAAGGGAAAUAUUUCAUACAUUUCUUAUAAUAAGUAAUAGCUAGUUUUUAUUUGAUGCCUACUAUACACCAGGUAAUGUGCUUAGAUACUCGGUGUUAAUCCUCACAAAUUAGGGGUUACUCCCAUAUUAUAGAUGAGAAAACUGAGGCUCAGAGAACUAGUCAUUUUUCCACUGUCAGAAAGUUAGUAAGUAACAGAGCUAAGAUUAAUACUCAGAGCCUGUGUAUUCUCUGUACCAUGUCAGCCUUGAGGUUAAUCAUGUAACAUUAUUUCCAUUUUUAUUUAAUGACAUGUGACAUCUGAUACAUUGGCCAGUAGUUAUCAAAUUAACCAGCCAAAAUUGUCAUAAUGAUCCAUAAAUUGUGCUUCAUAUACUCUUGCCUGGGAACUUGAUAAAAUGGAGGUUUCAAGACCCCAAUUCCAGAAAUUUUGAUUCUUUGUUGGGACCUAGAAGUAUGCAUUCUUCCCAGAUACCCUUGGGCACCAGUUCUCAAAGUGUGGUCCCAAUCCGCAGUGUCAGCAUCACCUGGGAAUUUGUCAGUAAUGAGUCCUGGGUCUCACCACAGACCUACUGAAUCCCGAAACUCUAGUGAUAGAAGCAAAUAAUUAUGUUAAAACAAGCCCUCCAAUUCCCCCCUAAACCUGGUGAUCAUAUGCAAAUCAUCCUUAUAACACACUGAGGAUUACUUCCCCAUAAGUGUGGUUAUCUUUCAAAAUUUAGAUACAGCAUAAUAUAAUGUAGUUCUAUACUAUGGAUCUAAUAUAGAAUCACACUAUAUUAGUAAAAGACUAAAGAUAAUAUAAAUAUAUUUAGUAAGAGACUAAAGAUAAUAUAAAAAGGUCAGUGAAUCAUUCAUUUGACAGAAUCCUUUAGCUUCUUCAGGGUGACUAAUAUCAAGGCCCACAGUAAAAUAUGAAGUUUAGUAGUUUCAUAUUAGGGCAGAAAAUGUUCAGUAAUUACUAGUAAGUACACAUUAAUUCAUUAAAAGCAUACCAAAAUGUGGUAUCAAAAAUGUCCACAAUUGGUGGUAAAAAAAUUUUUCAAUAGAGACAGUAAAGCACUAUUAUAUAAUAUGCAGAAUGUUUUUCUGCUAAUUUUAUCAAAAUUUCAUCACCUUUAAGGAUCAGCUGACUGUUCUAUAGGACGUAGUAAAGCAAAAAACUCUCCAAGUAUUUAGUAGAGCACAUAAAACCAGAUUUGAUGUGGAUAAUGACUUACUGUCUUUUACAUGAAGAUUUUUGUCCUCUGGGUAAAUGACUUUAGUAUGGUCUUAAACAGGCUUCGCUGUCUUUUGUUCUCCAAUAACAGUAUACUUGUAUUUCAAGUGGGAGGCUUGUAGAUGAUACAAAGCAGAUUUUUUCCCAGAGUUCAGUUGUUUUCAAAUACCUUAAACUUCAGAGGAGUUUCUGUUACAUGUAAGAAGAUUUGGAAAUAAAUGACUGACCAGGUUUUAAUAUUUUUAAAAGUAUGGUGAUUGAAUUUGAACAUUAAAUUUGCUAAUUGGUUAUUUUCAUAAUUGUUUGAGUAUUAAUUUUUCACUUCCUUGAGCCUGUUAUACUGUAUUGUUACCAGAUUGAGGCUUGAAAGAUCCCUCAUUUGAUAGAUUCGAUGACGUCUACCCUUUUAUUCAUUUAAAUUUUCAUUUCUUUAGAAUAUUUCACUUCUUUAGAAUUUUGACAAUUUCUAUUUCUUUGUAUUUAUUGCCCAUCUUUAUUUCUUUGAUAACUAACUUCCACUUUCUCACUACUCCUAAUGCUGCCCUCACAAGAUUAAUUCAGCUAUUCUUUGUGAUUAGAGUUUGUAUAUAUCACUUACAUAAUUUUAUACCUAUUGAUAUUGUUUCCCUAUGAGAUUGUAAGUAAAAGUUUGUCUAAGAAUAAUGCCUGCUGGCUCUCAGGAUACUUGACCUACUUAAAAGUCUACAAUUUUAAACUAAUUUUAGAUAUUCAAUUAAAUGAAGUAAAACUAUUUAAAAUUAUUUGGAUUCUUCCACUCCCCAACUUCACUUUUUCUCAAGAAAAAACACCCUCAUUUCACUGCUUAUUUAUAGUAGGCUUGACAGAAGCGUACUUAAGAAAUCUGGGGGACAACCUGUGGUUUAUGUUGUACUAAAUAUAACCUCUAUUGAUUAAAAAGAUGGCUUAUGUUUAUAUAUUGGAGUUGAAAUAGAAAUUUUAGUUCAGAUUAGAAUGAGAAAUUUUAUAAAUUCUCUUUAGAGAAACCAACUCUAAAACUAGUUUCAACUCCUUUACCUCUCUAGUUUUUAGUUUAUAUCAGCGAAGUUUAAAUAACUUUACAGGGCCCUGCAGCGAUCCAUAUAUAAAGUAUACUAUUAGAGGGGAACUAAUCUUACUGCUAAGCAGUGUGUUAUAUUGCCCAGAGGAUGCUUGUGUUUUGGAAUUUAAAAAUUAUGUAACGUAAUAGUAUCAUGAAUGAUUUUAAAAUGUCUGGUGACUUGCUUAUUUUAAGUGAUCACCAAAAAGUCAGAAAAAAAUGUAUUUUUAAAUGUUUUUUAAAGUGCCUUUUGAACAUUUUUAAACAAUGGAUUUAAACAACUGCAUAAAAUAAAUUACCAUUUUAAAGCUG
Messenger RNA from Cervus elaphus (red deer), 6214 nucleotides. RefSeq names its product core 1 synthase, glycoprotein-N-acetylgalactosamine 3-beta-galactosyltransferase 1 (gene C1GALT1). Gene Ontology annotation, molecular function: N-acetylgalactosaminide beta-1,3-galactosyltransferase activity. Gene Ontology annotation, cellular component: membrane. Bases 365 to 1471 code for a protein of 368 amino acids. NCBI's taxonomy places the organism in Eukaryota, Metazoa, Chordata, Mammalia, Artiodactyla, Cervidae. The transcript has 5 exons. The record is from RefSeq and is a predicted model, not a curated record.